AUGUCCGAUGUUGGUCCAAAAAUCGAUAGUAAUGAAUUCGGGCAGUAUUUUUUAAGUGUCCCGCAAGCUUGUGUUUACUAUCAUCUAUUGCCUCCAAUAGAUGCACUGGAGUACAGAGAUUUCCUCAGGUGUAAUCCUUUCAUUAUGUACAGAAGAUGUUUACAAAAGGCGUCUGGUCUGAGUACGCAAGAGUGCUCGAAAAUUGCAAAGAUAUCUUGGUCUUCUGCUAAUGAUCAAUUAAAAGAGUUUUUCAGGAAUUACGCCAAUGAUGUUUUAAAUAACAGGAAAAAAGUAUAUCGGAUAGUAAACAACAGGAGCAAACCUAAAAAGAGUUCUUUUAGAAGGUUCGUCGUUGAUCAAGAGGUACAUACACGUCAACAUUUGGAAGCUCAGACUGAAUUUCAAAUAUGUUCGAUGAGACCAACAAUAAUGAGAUUUUCAAUCUUUGAUUUCUAAGAAAAAAAAAAAAUGUAUAUGAGAAAAUUUUCUUAUCUAAAAUUAAGUUUUAAUCCCUAUGGACUAUCAUAAAUUAUAAGGAAUUCCAAAACAUUUCGUAGAAUAGUACUGUUCGAAAUAUGAUAUGCAAUGAAAAAUACUUAAAAUAGUAUGCGAUAAAAC
Rhizophagus irregularis DAOM 181602=DAOM 197198 is the source of this 618-nucleotide messenger RNA. RefSeq lists its product as uncharacterized. NCBI's taxonomy places the organism in Eukaryota, Fungi, Glomeromycota, Glomeromycetes, Glomerales, Glomeraceae. The record is from RefSeq and is a predicted model, not a curated record.